CUCUGUGGCCUUGAUCCUAUGACGUUUGACGUUUCUUUUUCACUCUGCCUUUUUUCCAUUUCAACAAAAUAAAUUAUAGAAAUGGCAAGUUUGGGUCAAUGUGAAACACCAGGUUGUUUAAAUCCGGCAAAAUUACAAUGCCCUACUUGCAUUAAACUGGGAAUCCCGGGCUCCAUAUUUUGUUCACAAGAAUGCUUCAAGAGUAAUUGGAAAACUCACAAAAUUAUCCACUCUUUAGCCAAAGGAGAAAAUGUAGAUGGAAAGAAAGAAGAUUCCUACAAUCCUUGGCCCAGUUAUUCGUACACAGGGAAGUUGAGACCUUUUCCACAAUCAGCCAAAAGAACUGUACCACCUCAGAUUCAAAGACCAGAUUAUGCGGAUCACCCACAAGGAUAUCCUCUUAGUGAACAAGCUGUCAAAGGUUCUGGACUCAUUAAAGUGUUGGAUGAUGAAGAAAUUGAGGGCGUUAAAGUAGCUAGCAGACUAGGCAGAGAAGUCAUAGAUGAAGCUGCAAGAGUAUGUGAUGUUGGAGUAACUACUGAUGAAAUUGAUAGAAUAGUACAUGAGGCUUGCAUUGAACGUGAUUGUUAUCCAUCUCCUCUAAAUUAUUAUGAAUUCCCAGCAUCGUGCUGUACAUCUGUCAAUGAAGUUAUUUGUCAUGGAAUUCCUGAUAGUAGACCACUUGUGGAUGGCGAUUUAUGCAAUGUAGAUGUCACUGUUUAUCACAGAGGCUUCCAUGGUGACUUGAAUGAGACUUUCUUUGUGGGAAAUGUCAGUGAGAAGCAUAAAAACUUAGUAAAGGUUACUCACGAAUGUCUAAUGAAAGCUAUAGAUAUUGUUAAACCAGGAGAAAAAUAUAGAGAAAUAGGUAAUAUCAUUCAAAAGCAUGCCCAAAGCCAUGGCUAUCAGGUGGUUAGGAGCUACUGUGGUCAUGGGAUCCAUAGGUUAUUCCAUACAGCACCCAAUGUACCCCAUUAUGCAAAAAACAGAGCUAUUGGUGUGAUGAAACCAGGCCAUUGCUUUACAAUCGAACCAAUGAUAUCAGAAGGUACUUGGCGUGAUGAAAUGUGGCCCGACAAAUGGACAGCAGUCACUGCCGAUGGCCAAUGGUCAGCCCAAUUUGAACAAACACUCUUAGUCAAUGAAACAGGCUGUGAAAUUUUGACACGGCGAAGGGAAAAGAAUGGACAACCUCACUUUAUGGACAAAUUUUAGUAAUUUGGAUGUUUUCUGCAGUUGUCUACCAUAAAAUGACAAAAAUUAAACAUAUACUUGUUUUACAAUC
Molecule: messenger RNA, 1285 nt
Organism: Diabrotica virgifera virgifera (western corn rootworm)
Lineage: Eukaryota; Metazoa; Arthropoda; Insecta; Coleoptera; Chrysomelidae
Product: methionine aminopeptidase 1
Exons: 5
Coding region: 82-1215 (377 amino acids)
Biological process (GO): proteolysis
Molecular function (GO): metalloaminopeptidase activity
Source: RefSeq, a predicted model, not a curated record